Molecule: messenger RNA, 1284 nt
Organism: Rana temporaria (common frog)
Lineage: Eukaryota; Metazoa; Chordata; Amphibia; Anura; Ranidae
Gene: NOAZFP
Product: zinc finger protein 330
Exons: 10
Coding region: 144-1103 (319 amino acids)
Cellular component (GO): nucleus
Molecular function (GO): zinc ion binding
Source: RefSeq, a predicted model, not a curated record
GUUCUGUCAAAAGUUCCAAUGUAUCAAAAUCUCCCACCGCGUGUACUGCGCAUGCGCGACCAGCAGUGAGCGGUGUGGCGUUUCCGGUGCAUGGUGAAGCUGAUAUUACUAGUACAUAGGGCCUCAGACAGACUGCUUGAAAAAUGCCCAAAAAGAAGACCGGUGCCCGUAAGAAGGCAGAGAGUCGCAAAGAAAGGGAAAAACAGAUGAAAGCUGCUCGAGGCACUGUAGACCUUGCCAAACACCCUUGUAAUGCUUCUAUGGAAUGUGACAAAUGCCAAAGGCGGCAGAAGAACCGGGCUUUCUGCUAUUUCUGCAGUUCUGUACAGAAGCUGCCCAUGUGUGCCCACUGCGGAAAGACCAAAUGUAUGAUGAAAUCCUCAGACUGUGUAAUUAGACAUCCCAGUGUUUAUAGCACUGGUAUGGCGAUGGUGGGUGCAAUCUGUGAUUUUUGUGAGGCCUGGGUGUGUCACGGCAGGAAGUGCCUAAGUGUCCAUGCAUGCAGCUGUCCCCUCACCGCUGCCGAAUGUAUUGAAUGUGAAAGAGCAGUGUGGGACCAUGGUGGCAGGAUAUUCAGUUGCUCUUUCUGUUACAACUUCCUGUGUGAAGAUGACCAGUUUGAACACCAGGCAAGCUGCCAAGUCUUGGAGGCAGAAACCUUUAAAUGUGCCUCCUGCAAUCGCUUAGGUCAACAUUCGUGCCUGCGCUGCAAGGCUUGUUUCUGCGAUGAUCAUGCUCGUAGCAAAGUGUUUAAGACUGAGAAAGGCAAGGAGCCCCCCUGCCCAAAGUGCGGCCAUGAAACGCAGCAAACAAAGGAUCUCAGCAUGUCUACACGAACACUCAAGUUUGGCAGGCAGAGCGGAGCAGAUGAUGAUGAAAAUGGAGCUUCUGGUUAUGAGAAUUAUUGGAAGAAUCUGGCAUCUGGUGUCACCACUACAUACGAUGAUGAUGAUGAUUAUGAGGAGGAUGAUGAUGAUGAUGAGGAGGGUGAUGAGGAAGGCGAAAAGGAUUCUGAUACAGAGGGCACGGAUUUAUUUGGCCACUUGAACUUGGGAAAUACAUAUGCCAGUGGCUAUGCCCACUAUGAAGAGUCUCAAAACUGAGUUGUCUAAAUAUUGUGCACUAUAUUGAGAAUGUGGCAACUUCUUUCCAAGUUACCUUUUGAAUGAAGUAGCAGUGCCUCGUGUAUGUGUAUGAUUAAAGUAAGCCCAAACCCUAAUUGACAUAUAAGUGUAAUAAAGCACUGGGUAGUAUAAACUACUGCUGUGGAUUAUUUUCAUAAAA